AUGAACAAUAUCACCAAUCAUGCCUCGCCGCCACGUCCAGCUGUGCUCAGUCCCCCUUUGUCGCCAAAAAAAUACAAGUCCGAGGACUACCGCUACACGGAGAAACAAGAAGCUAAGGUUUCUACGCCGUCCCCAAAGACACCCAGGAUAUAUAGGGUUCGACAGACAGAGAAAUCUCAUGCCAUACUCAUGCCAUCUUCUCCGAACUCGCCACAGAAGGUCCCUAGAAGCCGGCCACGGGCUGAAACCUGCUUGACGGAGAGUCGAAACGUGAACAAUGUGUCGUGCCGGCGCACAUUGUCGGCUGACGAUGUUCACCUUCAUGUGGAGUCACACUGCACCGAUUCGACACACUACAGCAGCUUCAAGAGAUUAUUGCAACGCAUGACUAUGAAGGGCUCACCUCAGUGCGAUGGCACUGACGACGGGGAAGGUUCUUCGGUCGCCAGUAGCGCAUCAUCUGAUGUCAAUGAUAGGGAAGACCUGGAGCCGGAGACGCCUUACACGGACUAUUAUCGCCUUGACCCCAUUUCACUUUCUCCGGGUUACACCCCUUGUCCCAAGCGUAGAUGGAGGGCUAAGGACCCAAAUACCACGGCUGAACUGACCUCCCCCGAGCAUUCACCAUUCCCAAACAUCGGCCCCUAUCCCAUUGGCGUAACAACUCCUCUAACUGAGGCUUCCCCGGCGGUCGAUGCAUUUCUAUUCACCCCCUGCAAACGUCGUGUAACUUCUCUGUCUGCAUUGCCGAGUGGGUACCGUGGCUCGCCGUUAAGACAUAGCCAAUGGCUCUCUCGUGGAGGCUCCUCCCCGCAAGUACAGACACCAAGUCGUAUGGCCGACCGUUUCAUUCCUGCGCGGCGCUCACCAAACAGUUCAACAGAGAGCUUUUUUACUAGUAAGCCUACAAGUGCGUUGACCGAUCCAGAAAGACUGCACCGCCGAGCAAGUGGAACCCCAAACCCAUUCGCUCGCCAGUUGCGCAGGAGUAGUAGGCUUACCAAUCAGCUGCGUGCACUGCGGCAAAGCCAAAACCGUCCGAACGUUAGGAACAACUCUUUCACAGCUUCACGACCGUCCGUCACAACCCCUCGCCAGAUCAGCGAUGGUGCUAUUUGGCAAGUUGGUGGUAGCGCUGUGGCGGGUGAUAGUGUUGUGGGGAUUUCGACAGGCCAAGGAGGUCUGCUUGGCAGUGGUACUAAUGCGCCUUUGUACACAUCAAAAUUCUUGCAAAAGGCGGAUCCGGAAAGUGAACUCGAAACCUACGAGAGACGACUGGCCGCGGCAUUCGACAUUGAUCAGUCAUGCCGCAUUCUCGGUGCUACCAAUGCUUCAGACGCCUUAGCAUCGACCAGCCGUGGCUGUACUCCUGACCCUAGUGUCGCUGGUGGAACAGCCUUCGGGCAGGAUGGGCUUUGGAAGGCCUUUCUCGACGCUCCCCAGCUACGCGAUGAUUUCUAUUGCUCCUUGCUGGCUUAUUCUGCAACUGCGAAAUGCCUGGCGGUAGGGCUUGGGAAUUUCGUGCACCUCUGGUCUGAGGAAAAGGGAGUCGAUACUCCGGAGCGUGUGAACAACUUGUCAAACAGUCAUGUCACUACCUUGGCAUUCUCCUCCGCUGCGGGCGGUCAGGCCAUUCUUGCUGUCGGUAGAGCUGAUGGACGGAUUUCUCUGUGGAGCCUAUUUGAUGAAGAACCGCGAUUCGAGGCAUCUCAGCCUAGCCCUAUCGCAUGCGUGUCAUUUCGCCCGAGCGUUGUCAAACGAGGCUCUAUCAAGGCGCCAGAAAUCCAGGUUCCAACCGAGGAGCUUCUGAUAGGCGAUGAAGCUGGACAUAUAUACUUGUACUCUGUCGAAUGGCCACCUGAACAAAGUAUUCAUGCUGUAAGAUUUCACGGAGGUAUGACACUACUCGCACGUAUCACAGUUCAUACGCAGCAAGUCUGUGGAUUGUCUUGGUCUAGUGACGGAGAGUACUUUGCCACCGGAGGCAACGAUAAUGCAUGUUUUCUUUUCGAAACGAAAAAGCUACUUUGUAUAUCGCCUACGCCUGAAAUGACUGCACAGGUCAACGUUGAGAUUGGAGCGGAUGGUGAACGUCGGUGGACAGUGGUUCCAGGUCAUGGAAAUGUUUUAUCCAUUCCAGCCGGUCGCGAGAAACACAAAUGGAUCCUUAAUGCCGCCGUCAAAGCCAUUGCCUUUUGUCCCUGGCAGCGAGGACUAGUCGCAAUCGGCGGUGGGUCCAACGACCGAUGCAUUCAUUUCUAUCACACAAUAUCGGGCGCUGGUCUAGCUACUAUUGACUGUGCGGCGCAAGUGACAUCACUUAUAUGGAGUAACACGAGACGUGAGAUAGCAGCAACUUUCGGUUUUGCACAACCAGACCACCCCUUUCGGAUCGCGGUGUUCUCUUGGCCUGCGUGCGAACAGGUUGUUGCCAUACCCUGGUACGACGAGUCAAGGGCGUUAUUCGCAAUUGGCUACCCUGGGAGUCCAAACACAGGUCAGCGAGACACGGAUGGUGCGGAUAGACUGGGACGGGACAAAGAUGGCUGUAUCGUGGUGGCCGCGAGCGAUGCUGCAAUCAGGUUCCAUGAGGUUUGGAGCGAGGAGAAGCGAAGAUCCAAGCGACGAAUGGGCAUCCUUGGUGGGAGCGAUAUCUUGGAGAGUUUUCACGGGAUUGAGAAGGAAGGACCUGAAGUUCGGUGA
Pseudovirgaria hyperparasitica is the source of this 2703-nucleotide messenger RNA. RefSeq names its product WD40 repeat-like protein. The coding region runs from base 1 to 2703 and encodes 900 amino acids. NCBI's taxonomy places the organism in Eukaryota, Fungi, Ascomycota, Dothideomycetes, Acrospermales, Acrospermaceae. The transcript has 2 exons. The record is from RefSeq and is a predicted model, not a curated record. Gene Ontology annotation, biological process: positive regulation of anaphase-promoting complex-dependent catabolic process; anaphase-promoting complex-dependent catabolic process; positive regulation of ubiquitin protein ligase activity. Gene Ontology annotation, molecular function: anaphase-promoting complex binding; protein binding; ubiquitin ligase activator activity. Gene Ontology annotation, cellular component: anaphase-promoting complex.